Molecule: messenger RNA, 840 nt
Organism: Triticum aestivum (bread wheat)
Lineage: Eukaryota; Viridiplantae; Streptophyta; Magnoliopsida; Poales; Poaceae
Product: cytochrome P450 89A9-like
Exons: 1
Coding region: 1-840 (279 amino acids)
Cellular component (GO): membrane
Molecular function (GO): iron ion binding; heme binding; oxidoreductase activity, acting on paired donors, with incorporation or reduction of molecular oxygen, NAD(P)H as one donor, and incorporation of one atom of oxygen
Source: RefSeq, a predicted model, not a curated record
AUGGCAGACUUGCUCCUCCUAACCCUGCUUCCCUUGGCUCUCCUCUUCCUCCUCCUCCACCAUGCAUCGCCAAUCAAAGCCCUUCUCACGAGGGCCAAGUCGGUUCUGGCACCGGAGCUCUCCACGGUGUGGAAGCCACAGCCAGCUAGCAUCUUCGUCACGGACCCCGAGACGGCGCACAGCCUUCUCGUGCGUGGCAGCGCCGCUGGCUCCUUCUCCAACCGCCCACCGUCCAUUUCUCCCAGCGCCAUCCUCUCGCGCCGUCAAUACCAGAACAUCACCUCCGCUCCCUACGGUGAGCACUGGCGCGCCAUUCGUCACAACCUCACAUCGGAGGUCCUCCACCCAACGCAGCUCCACCGGCACGCGUCAGCGCGCCGCCGUGCACUACAUGGACUCGUCGUGGACCUCGCCGAGCAGAGGAAAGACGGCGUGGUUCACGCGGCGGAGAGCAUCCGCUACGCUAUGUUUGUCCUGGUGGCCAACAUGUGUUUCGGCGACGACAUCGACAAUAACCGCGUCCGUGCCAUGGCCGACGCUCAGAGUGACCUCGUCAAGUCCCUAUCUACGGCGCGCGUGUUCGCGCACGCCAUGCUCCCCGCACUGACCAGGCUCAUUUAUCGUAAUCGGUGGAAGAAGCUAGCCGCCCUGCGACAGCAGCAGGAGCAGACGUACCUACCACUCAUCGACUCCCGUCGCGGCCGGCACCGGCGACCCAGCGAGACGCCGGUGUAUGUGGACACGCUCAUCGAUCUCAAGGUGCCGGACGACCACAGUCAGGACCCAAGGCGGCAUCGAAGAAGGCUGUCCGAUGGUGAACUCGUCGGCAUGUGCUCCUAG